AUGACCACAACAGCGCUUCACGGGUGGCAUCCCGGCGAAAUUACCAUUCAGCGCAAGCUCGGGUUUGAUAAAGCUGUCACUAAUAGCUGGUCGCACAUCAGAGACUUCAUGCCUGACCAACACCGGCUUUUUUAUACUUCUAAUCUACCCUUCAUUCCUAUCACCACUCUCGAUGAAGAGGGUCGGCCCUGGGCGUCCAUUGUUGCUGGAACAGCAGGUGAACUUGGAUUUGUGAAGAGUCCAGACUCACGAACCCUUUCUAUUCACACUCGAUUGUGGGAGGGUGAUCCAUUCUUGAACACAGCCAAAGCAUGGAUCGAUCAAGGGCAUCAAAAGGUGCUCUCUGAAAGAUUUCUCACUGCUGGUAUCGGAAUUGAGCUCUCAACAAGGCGGCGCAACAAAUUCGCAGGGCCUAUACGGAGUGUGCAACGUUUGACGGACUCAGAUUAUCAAAUUAAUGUAGAAGUUAUCGAGGCAAUGGGUAAUUGUCCGAAGUAUAUCAAUGUUCGAAAACUUCUCCCAAACCCAAAUACGCGACCGGAGGUAGUGUAUCAGCAUCAGCAUUUGGCCCCGCAGUUAAGGCUUCCAGAAGAGGUGAUUCAGUUCAUUCUAGAUGCUGAUACUGUCUUCAUUGGGUCUAUCUACAAGUCAAAAUCUUUAGAGUUCCCCUCACACGCAGGAAUGAACGCUCGAAGUGGACUACCUGGCUUCAUCCGCGUCAGUCCAUCUGAUGGUCGCACAAUUGUGAUCCCAGACUACUCUGGAAACCGGUUUGUCUCCAGCUUGGGGAACAUUGAGUCAAGUGGAUUGGUGGGCUUGACCAUUAUGUCCUUCACAACAGGUGAUAUUCUCUAUCUAACAGGGACAGCGAAGAAUGUUGUCGGCCCGCCUGCUCUCAAGAUCAUGGUUAGACAUUCCAGCGUUACAUCAGUGAACGUGACUGGAUUUACCUUUGUUCGAGACGCUUUUCCUGUUCGACAGCAAGCUGGUACCUCUCCUGAACGCAGCCCAUACAGCCCAAAGGUCAAAUACUUGUUGGAAGAAGCUGGAUCAAAGAUUGGGGGUUCUCAACAACACAGAGCACUACUUGAAGAGGCAGUGCAGCUGUCGUCUGACCUUGCUGUAUUCAAAUUCAAAGUCAAAUCAACUCCAGGAGCCGAUGAUCUAAAAAUUCGCCCCGGGCAAGCUAUCGUGUUAGACUUUAUGGACUGGAUAGGACCGCCUCAGUAUCAACACAUGGCUAACUCUACCCCCGGGUCAAUUAAUGAUGAUCGGGUCCGCACCUGGACAGUGUCGAGUGCCCAUGAAAAUGAAAAAGCAACUCGGUUUGAAUUAACUAUGCGCGAAGCGAAAGGAGGCACAGUGACAGGAGCUUUGUUUGACCUAAUGAGAAAAGCUUCUUCGAAGGGGCUUGGUCAAUCUGUCUCGUUUGGAGUUCUCGUCUCUGCAGAGAUUGUUGGUAUCACAGGAGACUUUUUCAUGGGUCCGGGCAACCUCAAUAUGCUAUUGGUAGCUGGUGGAAUUGGGAUAACACCAUUCCUAGCUAUGCUUAGUGCACUAGCGGAGCGCGGGUCCAAUGACGAGAAAGAUGUCGUGCUCGCUUUGGCGACAAGGGAACCACAGAUUAUGAUGGACUUGAUGAAACCAGCUCUUGAAAAUAUGCCGACUACAGUCAAGAUCAAGAUCACCAUCUUCACUAAUGACUCUGGUGCUGAUAUCUCAUAUCGCAAUACGCCGAGUCAAAAGGUUUCCAUAUCCAGAGGCCGGAUUGAUUUUAAGUACUGGAAAGGUUUAUCAAAAGAAAAAGAGGUCUUCAUCUGUGGGCCCAAGGGAUUUGGAGACUCCGCCAUUGAGGGAUUACAAGCAGUUGGAUUUCCACUGACUCAGAUCCACAGGGAAGGCUUCUAUUAA
Messenger RNA from Penicillium taxi, 1911 nucleotides. Its product is annotated as putative oxidoreductase, FAD-binding. The transcript is spliced from 2 exons. The coding region runs from base 1 to 1911 and encodes 636 amino acids. Gene Ontology annotation, molecular function: oxidoreductase activity. NCBI's taxonomy places the organism in Eukaryota, Fungi, Ascomycota, Eurotiomycetes, Eurotiales, Aspergillaceae. The record is from RefSeq and is a predicted model, not a curated record.